This is a messenger RNA of Arachis stenosperma, 595 nucleotides long. RefSeq names its product fasciclin-like arabinogalactan protein 19. NCBI's taxonomy places the organism in Eukaryota, Viridiplantae, Streptophyta, Magnoliopsida, Fabales, Fabaceae. Bases 1 to 585 code for a protein of 194 amino acids. The record is from RefSeq and is a predicted model, not a curated record. The transcript has a single exon.
AUGGCUAUCUGGCUUGUGGUCUUUAUUACCCUAUUCGCAGUUGGUGAAUCUCAGCCCACGCCGCCUUUCAACCAAACUGAUUUGCAGGAAGCCAUGGCUGACAUGAGAAGUAAGUCUUACUAUGGAUUUGUGAUCCUCCUCAAAAUCCUCAACAGCCAACCAAACUCACUGCAGACCAAUGAUCUGACAUUCCUAAUGCCAAGUGAUGAAGAACUAUCUCAGUACACAAUAACUCCAGACCAGCUUCAUGAUUUCAUAUUCAGUCAUUCUAUUCCAACAUCACUGGUGCUCAAUCAUCUAUUGCAUUUCCCAAAUGGCUCUGUGGUUCCCUCAAGUCUUCCAAGCAGGGUGAUCAGCAUAACCAAUAGUGGGAGAGCAGGUUUGUUUGUCAACAAUGCAAAAGUAGUCACACCAAAUGUGUGCCAAACCUCUUUCAUAAGGUGCCAUGGAAUCAGUGCAGCUUUGACAUUCGAGAAUGAUGCACCUUUUCGCCGAGUUCAAGAUCCUAAGAAUCCCCCAAAGGGUAGUGAUGUACCAGUCCCGAACCAUUCUGUCAAAAAGAUGAGCAUUCCGCCUCUCUAUUAGGGCAGAAGAU